UGUUCGUUUCGUUUCGUUUUGUGUUAGAUGGUGCGUUGUUGUUACAAAAAACAUUAACGAAUUAAUUUUUGUGAUCGUUGUUAUGUGUAAUACAAAUUAAUAUUGAUUGCUGGUGUCAAGGAUAGUAACCUCCAAUAAAGCUUUUUUAUCUUACCGAGCAAAGGUUUUGUGGGAGCAAUAAUGUCGAACAUAAAUGUUUUGCCUGCUCAACCCAUGGGCAUUCAGAGUACAGCGGGAGCUGUACCUGUUCGAAAUGAAAAAGGUGAAAUAUCUAUGAAAAAAGUCAAGGUUCAGAGAUACAUCUCUGGAAAGAAGCCCGACUACGCACAAGGAGUUUCCUCAUCAGAGGAAUCUGACAGUGAGGACUUUAUAGAGCAACAACGCCCUGAGCGGAGACAGCAAAUCCUACCUCAGAUUAUCAGUCAGAAAGAAGACUUCAGUGAUACUGAGAAGGAGAUUGAUGAUCCACGUUUAAGACGAUUGAAAAAUGCAGCCCGCUCACCAAAUCGUCGUGCGGAACACAAACCAGAGAUCAUUGAUGCUGAGCCAGAACAAGAGUCUGAGGACAGUGCCAACGAGGCUAAGGACAGUUCGGAAAGUGAAGAUGAACUUGAUGAGGAAGAGAUUGAAAGACGUCGGCAAGCCCUCAAAGCAAAACUUGCAGCAAGAGAAGCAGAAAAAGAAGUCCUAGGCAGGGAUGAAGAUGAAGAUAUGCUAGAAGGAGAUAAAGAAGAAAGUGGCUCUUCAGACACUGAAUAUACAGACAGUGAAGAAGAUACAGGACCAAGAGUAAAACCAGUAUUUGUCAGGGCAUCUGAACGAAUGACUGUAGCAGAAAGGGAGCGUAAAAUGAAACAGCAGAAGAAAGAAGAAGUUGAAGCAAGAAAAGAAAAAGAGGAGAGGCGCAGAGAGGCUUUGAAAUUAGUUGAGGAGACAAUCAGAUCAGAACAAAGACAUACUCAGGGUGAACAAAAAGAAGGCAACAUUGAUGACGUAUGCACAGAUGAUGAGAACGACGAAUUGGAAUAUGAGGCGUGGAAGUUGCGUGAGAUGAAAAGGAUAAAGCGAGACAAGGAGGAAAGAGAAGCAGCGGAGAAAGAAUUGUUGGCGAUCGAACGGAUGAGAAACAUGACGGAAGAGGAGCGCCGCGUCGAGCAACGAAUCAACCCGAAGCAGGUCACCAACAAGGCUGUCAAGGGCAAAUACAAGUUCUUGCAGAAAUACUAUCACAGAGGUGCUUUCUACUUGGAUAAGGAGGAAGAGGUGUUCAAACAAGACUUCUCUGGGCCCACCCUGGAUGAUCACUUUGAUAAGACUGUUUUGCCAAAGGUGAUGCAAGUAAAGAAGUUCGGCAGAUCUGGCCGCACAAAGUACACGCAUCUUGUAGACCAAGACACCACCGAGUUCGACUCGGCGUGGUCCAACGAAGGUGCAGCGGCGCGGCUGACCAACUUCAGAGGUGGCAUGAAACAAGUCUUCGACAGACCCACGGCCAAGAGGCAGCACAACGUCUGACGUCGAUAAUGCUUCACUCAUGGCAGCAAAUAGUUUGUCAUCAGCUCAAUAGAUGUCGCUUAUUCUGGGUCGGGCUGUUUUUUGGAAUAUGAGCUGGCAAAACGCGGCUCUUUUUCGCCGAUUUACAAUUUAAUUUAUUACAAAUAUACUAAAAAUCAUAUUAAUACGUUUAAACUAAUUCGGGUUUCAGAGUUGUGUUAAUAUUGAUAAAGUUGUGCCUUGUUUAUUACGAAUGCCCACGAAAGCCGUGGCCGUAAACUAAGGUAAGUUAUUACAAAUUCUUAAUUAAUUAAUUAUAUUAAGUCAGAUAUUUUUUUAAAUAAAAAAGUAGCCCUCGUCAAAUCAGCGCUGAGAUGGUGACAAAAAUGUUGGCUCCUAUCAGAGAUUAUGUAUUAUGAUUAUUGUUCUAUUACAAGUAAAUGCUCUAACUCUAGUCUAUAAUCUAGUAUAUAACCUUAAAAUUAAACUUAGUGAAUAAAUUAAACAUAUCGUGCGUUCGUGAAUGUUGUCAUUAUUUUUUAAUUAGGUACAUACAAACAAGUAAAAAUGAUGGGUAUUCCAGAUAUACAAAGAUGUACCUAUCUCCAAAGUCCAAACCAAGCUAUGAAUUUAAUUAUUUUCUUAACUAUUUUGUUAGCGAUAAUUAUUAUUUUCAAUCGGUCUCCUACCAAUUUCAGAGGAUAAACAAAUUUUUAUAAACCGGUUUUAAAAUUUAUGACGUUAAAAACCUUUAUUGUGCAGUGGAAACAUUUAUUAUUUUCGUUUAGUGUGAACAUUCGUGUAUUCUUCAGUAGAUAGCAAAUAAUUACAUUAUCAGUGCGGGGUAGUUGAUGCCUUUGUAUAGUAGAAAUAGAAUGGAAUAACUAUUGGUUUAGUAGACUGACAAUUUCAUUAUCCGUUGUAAAUUCUAACAUAACAUGCAGACUGUUUGUAUGAUGUUAUUACGUCUUUGUCUCGUUGUAAAUAGCGAUAGUUUAUAAUUACGUUAUUUUUAAGCGAUUUUCAAUAAAUUUAGUUAAAAAUACAAA
Messenger RNA from Ostrinia nubilalis (European corn borer), 2543 nucleotides. It is a transcript of the gene Mfap1, whose product is annotated as microfibrillar-associated protein 1. Gene Ontology annotation, cellular component: U2-type spliceosomal complex. Lineage: Eukaryota; Metazoa; Arthropoda; Insecta; Lepidoptera; Crambidae. Gene Ontology annotation, molecular function: RNA binding. Gene Ontology annotation, biological process: mRNA splicing, via spliceosome. Bases 181 to 1515 code for a protein of 444 amino acids. The transcript has 9 exons. The record is from RefSeq and is a predicted model, not a curated record.